GUUCAAAUUGUAUCAUCCACUGGCAAGCAUACGUUCUCCCUAAAUCAUCGUGCUUUGAUGAAGAUUCUAUUGACCAAGGAAUUAAAAAACGUUCAUGUUGUUUUGAUAUCUGUAGCUGGUGCAUUUCGUGGAGGCAAAUCUUUUCUUCUAAAUUUCAUUUUACAUUAUCUAAUUACUAAUGAAAUUGCUACUUCUUGUUCUGAUACAUCCGACGGAUUUGCUUGGUCGGUUGGUUCCAAUCGUCAUACUACCGGCAUUUGGCUUUGGAAUAAACCAAUUAUGUAUAAAUUAUCCAAUGGGCAACAGAUAGCAAUAUUGCUAAUGGAUACUCAAGGUGUCUUUGAUUCUAAAAGUAUAAUCAAAGAAUGUGCUACUAUUUUUGCUUUAAGCACUUUAUUAAGUUCCGUACAGAUCUAUAACUUACCUGGCAAUAUUCAAGAUGACGAUUUACAAUUUUUGCAGGUGUUUACGGAAUAUGGACGAUUAGCGUUAAAAGAAACCAAUCAAACACCUUUUCAAACCUUGCAUAUCUUGGUGAGAGAUUGGUCAUAUCCAUAUGAAUACGCUUAUGGCAAGGAUGGAGGCCAGAAAUUGCUCGAAGACUGCAUGAAGGUGAAUAGAAAUUUAGCUGAGGAAAAAAAGCAAUUAAGAAUUCAUCUUCAGUCUUGCUACGAGAAAAUUACAUGCUUUCUAUUGCCUCAUCCUGGUUUUAAGGUCGCCACUGAUCCCAAAUUUAGAGGAGAGUUAUCAGAUAUCGAGCCAGAGUUUGUUAAUUAUGUGCAAGAGCUACUUAAAUAUUUGAUCGAUGAAGAGAAUUUAACGCCUAAGAAAGUUAACGGCCGCCUCAUUACAUGUAGAGAUCUUUUUCAUUACUUUAAGGUAUUUAUGGACAUCUAUGCUGACGAUCAGAUACCAUCACCGAAAACGAUUUUUCUGGCUACCGCUGAAGCUAAUCAUAUUUCUGCAGUGAUGACUGCCAGAGAUUAUUACAAUAAGGAAAUAGAAAAGAUUUGUGGGCCGACGAGAUCUUACGUUUCUCCGGAUGCUUUAUUGAAAGAGCAUCGGCGUAUAGUUGAAAGUGCAAUUCAAUGUUAUAAAAAAAUACCCAAGAUUGGAGAACAGGAGCUUGGUCACUCUUAUCUUAACAACUUGAAAGAUCAGUUGCAAAAAGAACUGAAAAUGAUCAUGAAAAGGAAUGAAGUCAAAGGAAGGAGGCUGUUGACUUCCUUUCAACCCAUGACUAUCUUAUUCAUUAUUAUUUUUGUAAUCAUAGCCGUCCAAGCUACCGGAAUUAUUCGGCUGUUACUUCAUCAUAUCUUUUCCUCGGAAAGCCUGUUGAUCAUUAUCUUUGUUCUCGUACUUGUGUUUGUUUUAAAAUCCUCAGGUUAA
Trichoplax adhaerens is the source of this 1389-nucleotide messenger RNA. RefSeq lists its product as uncharacterized. Lineage: Eukaryota; Metazoa; Placozoa; Uniplacotomia; Trichoplacea; Trichoplacidae. Gene Ontology annotation, molecular function: GTP binding; GTPase activity. The annotation marks the transcript as partial. The record is from RefSeq and is a predicted model, not a curated record. The transcript has 11 exons. Gene Ontology annotation, biological process: endoplasmic reticulum organization; protein homooligomerization.